AUGGAGCAACCGUCGCAGAAGAUCCGCAACAAGGGCGUCGCAGUCUCGGCUCUAAUUCGCGAUGAGCAGGAGCGCUAUUGGAUGCACGACCCCUAUCUCAAGGCUGCUCUGGAUGAUACGUACCAGUACAUCACGACGAAGGUCGACCCCGUCUUGACGAAGGUGCUCGAAGAGGUGCUGCUCUACCAGCCCGACCAGACAGCCGACUUUCUCGCGAAUGCAGUGCGCGGCACUCUCAACCUCAAGAAGUACAACUACGUGGAGUUGAAGCGUCAGACCUACUUCGACCGCAAGGUCCGUCACCUCAUGGUGCUGGCAACCAACACAGCCAUCCGCGAGCGCCCUGCUGAUGUGCAAGAGUUUCUAGCGGAGCUCUUUGAAGCUCGAUCUAAGUUUUAUUGA
Messenger RNA from Phytophthora sojae, 402 nucleotides. RefSeq lists its product as hypothetical. The coding region runs from base 1 to 402 and encodes 133 amino acids. The record is from RefSeq and is a predicted model, not a curated record. The transcript is spliced from 3 exons. NCBI's taxonomy places the organism in Eukaryota, Oomycota, Peronosporomycetes, Peronosporales, Peronosporaceae.